GCUCACUAUCGACCAAGCCCACGACGAACGUCGUUUUGUUCCUCCUCAUCACUAGAUGUCUAUCGUUGGUACAGAUUUCGACACUGUCGACGGGUCCAACCCGGCCCUGCCGGACGACAAGUCCAUCGUAAGGCAGUGUCGAGAGGCAAUCGUUGCCAGCCUUCGUGCAGAUCACCGCGCCCACAUCCGUGGCGUCAAGGUUGCCAAUCCAGUCGGCCCUCCCGUCUGGGUCAAGUUCGGCGACGUCUCAUUAUCCGAGGCGCGGACCCAGCACUAUGUCGCUCAGGUGGUGAGCCGCAACAGAGGCGACGCUCCAGUCCGUGUCCCUGCGGUCUAUCGCUUUUUCCAAGAUGGAGGCAGGGGCUAUAUCGUAAUGGACUUUGUCGACGGCAGUGUCUGCACCAGAUCAGACGCUCAGGCUAUUGCCACCGCCGUCUCUUUCCUCAUCACGAUCCCUGCACCGGCGGACCAGCGCAGCCCUGGCCCCAUCGGUGGAGGUCCGAUCUGCCACGACUUCUUUAUUGACCGCAAGUCGCCCGUAACGUACCCUACGGUCGAGCUCCUCACUGCUCACAUCAAUGGUUCGUCUUUCUGGCUGAUUGCUAUGUCUAAACCAGAUUCUACGGCACCAGUCGAAGAAAGCACGUGUCAACCUCGUUCCCGAGGUCCAGGAACACGGCCUGCGCCUCUGCCUCUCGGAUACCAACCGCGAGAACUUCAUGGUAAGCGGCGAAGACAAGAAGAUCGUCGCGAUAGAUUUCGGCGCGUCAUGCUUUCUGCCAAUUUCGUUCUUCGAGAUGGCACUGUGCCGGCUUCAUCAGGCACAUCUGCCAGUCCGUCAUCUGCCUCAGGUCGACACAAUCGACACAAGCGGCAGCACUGGGUCAGGCGGCCGCGUCACUGGUCAAAUACCAGAGCAACAUGAUUGGUCUUCCGGCGGAGCUCAAGACGUUUGAGGCGUAGAUGCGGCCACACAACGCCACCUCUCUCGUGGUUUUCUGUUCGUCAUCUCGUUGUCUUCUGUUUGUCGACU
Molecule: messenger RNA, 1033 nt
Organism: Schizophyllum commune H4-8
Lineage: Eukaryota; Fungi; Basidiomycota; Agaricomycetes; Agaricales; Schizophyllaceae
Exons: 4
Coding region: 56-925 (289 amino acids)
Source: RefSeq, a predicted model, not a curated record